This is a messenger RNA of Hyaloscypha bicolor E, 1238 nucleotides long. RefSeq lists its product as uncharacterized. The record is from RefSeq and is a predicted model, not a curated record. Lineage: Eukaryota; Fungi; Ascomycota; Leotiomycetes; Helotiales; Hyaloscyphaceae. The transcript is spliced from 6 exons. Bases 268 to 1164 code for a protein of 298 amino acids.
UUUGCACAUCCAGAGUCCAUCGGAUACCGUAUUUUGAUUACACUGGUAGUAUGUUUGGUGCUGUGUACGUGUGUCCUCCUUCUGCGACUGUACACAAGGUACUUUAUUACUCGUAUGCUUGGUGCUGAUGACUACAUGAUAAUUGCCGCAAUGCUUCUAUCGAUGGGUUAUCUUGUUAGUGUGAUCGAGCGUAAGUUUAUAUAUUACGUUUGUCAGCCUGCUUAGUCUAUAAUUAAUAAUUCUUAAGUUAUUAGAUAUGGAGUUGGGAUGCAUAUGUGGGACAUUCCUGUUGCCAAUUCCCCUGUUAUCUUAAAGUGGUCAGUGACGCAAGGUGUCUUCUUUGGCCUCUCUAUUUUAUUCGCCAAGCUCUCGAUCCUUCAAUUCUAUUUACGACUGUCACCGCACCCAUACUUUCGGAUCACUGUACACACGCUGUCGGUGACGAUAACUCUAUAUAGCCUUGUGUGUUCAUUUCAAUUCCUAUUCGCUUGCCGGCCUAUGGCAAAGUAUUGGGAUUAUUCUAUUCAAUACGGAUCAUGUAUUGACUCGGUGAUAAUCUGGAUAUUCAACUCAGUGAUGAACUCAAUUACGGAUAUCACCAUGAUAUUUCUGCCUAUUUUGAUGAUGUGGAAUCUACAAAUCUCAAGAAGACAAAAAAUUGCGGUGAAUUGCAUUUUCUUGUUGGGAGGAUUUGUCUCCAUUGUUAGUAUUAUUAGGCUGGUAUAUAUCGUUAUGUUAUUAUAUAUCAAAUCCGACACCACCUGGUCUGCAGUGCAAAGUGGAAUUUGGGCUGUAAUCGAGUUGUAUGUUGCCAUAAUAUGCGCAUGCCUGCCUCAUACCAAACCCUUCUUCAUGCACCACUUCCCAAAGUUACUCCGGUCCUCAACCACACUGCCAUUUUCAACCGCACAUCCCUAUUCAAAUACCCAGCGCUAUUCAAACUCCCAGGCCUUUUCUCGCGGGAACCGAUCCGAGGCGAACGACGAGGACGAACUAGACACGUGCAAGGAUAUUUCACUUCGGGUUUUGGUCACAGGCGGCAAGACAGCCACACCGUCAAUAACAGACACGGAGAGUCAAAAAGCCAUUUUGGGUGACGACGGUAUUUUCGUUCGUUCAGAGGUCCAUGUCGGGGAGGAAUCCGCUCGUCGAGAUAUACCCUAGCGUCCUUCGCACGAGCGUUUUUUUCGAGAGAAACUCUCGGGAAAUUCUGCCCUGGAAAUCUUUUCUCUCGUCUC